This is a messenger RNA of Notothenia coriiceps (black rockcod), 2525 nucleotides long. RefSeq names its product pyruvate carboxylase, mitochondrial-like. The transcript is spliced from 4 exons. Gene Ontology annotation, molecular function: pyruvate carboxylase activity. NCBI's taxonomy places the organism in Eukaryota, Metazoa, Chordata, Actinopteri, Perciformes, Nototheniidae. Bases 1 to 408 code for a protein of 135 amino acids. Gene Ontology annotation, cellular component: cytoplasm. The record is from RefSeq and is a predicted model, not a curated record. Gene Ontology annotation, biological process: gluconeogenesis; pyruvate metabolic process.
AUGAGUUUCCGACCGGUGGAGCUGGAGAGAGGAAAGAUCCUGCACAUCAAGGCCCUCGCUCUGGGGGACCUGAACAAGGCAGGCCAGAGGGAAGUCUUCUUUGAACUGAACGGACAGCUGAGAUCUGUGCUGGUGAAAGACACUGUCGCCAUGAAGGAAAUGAAGUUCCACCCCAAGGCUCAGAAGUCUAUCAAGGGUCAGGUGGGAGCGCCCAUGCCUGGAAAAGUUGUGGAGGUGAAGGUGGAAGUUGGAUCCAAGGUGGAGAAGGGGCAGCCACUGUGUGUCCUCUCUGCCAUGAAGAUGGAGACCGUGGUCAACUCCCCGUUAGCCGGCACCAUCAAGGCGGUGCAUGUCAGGGCUGACGCCUCCCUCGAAGGAGGCGACCUGAUACUGGAGAUUGAGGAGUAGAGGGAGGUAUUAAAGUCUCUGAAUGAUGAGGGGGGGGAGGGGGGGGAGGUAAAAACACUUAUCUGUUGCACACAAGCUGCACACAACACGUUGGUGUAAAUAGAUUAUCUGACAAUCCUGAUACAUGAAUCUGAUGGGGAUUCCUUAAUGAACUGUACCACUAAUCGAACUAUAUUAUCUCUUAGGCGUGGUGAUUAGUAUUUCAGUACAUCUCUUAAUGUCCUGUCAACUUGUGGAGAAUAACAUAUCUUAGAAAGACCUAUAUUUGAAUUGUUAUACAUUCCAUUACUUGCUCAUCUCACUAGUCUUAAAUGUGAUGUACUACAAACUGAGCUGAUCAUGUGUAACUAACAGGGUUCUAACAUCUACUUGCAAUUAAAUGUCACAAUUUCCAUUGAUAUGCUGUUGAUGUUGCUUAAUAUAUUCAAAGUGUGUAGAUGAAACUUUAUAUUAAUGUUUUUCUUGGGUUAGGACAAGAACUAUGUAUGCUCGCCUUGGCAUUACUGAUCUCUGAGCGUCACUGACUUUUGUAGGGUAAACAUGUACUGUUCUUUCGAAAGACAAUGAAGCACACAUCUUACGGAAAAUAAAUACAAAUAUUAACACAAUGAGAGAAGCACAACAGAUCAAAGCACUGUUUCAGGGCCAGAUGUUUAAAGUGUUUUGCUACUGUAUCAGAAAUAGUAGAUGGUUUACUUUUGGAAAGAUCUUCGCUGGUGAUGGAAAUGUUUCCCCAUUCACACCUGUCUUUAAAUCCCAUGAAGCUGUCGGCCAUUUUGGAGACAAACUAACAGGAUUAGUCAUGUUAUUUUUUUGAAGUAUAUCUAAAACCAAUUGAGCUCUAUCUGCUGGAUUUUAAAAGUGUUAAAUCACAGGCUGCUAAAGUAUCUUUCUUUUAUGGUCUCUCAUUUCAAAAAGCUUUCACAGCGCAGCUCGUCCAUCUUUUAAUAACCAGGAGAGAUUAUGGUGAACGGUCUUCUGACUGCAAGGGGAUUUUAAGGCUAGGUGAAAAUGGGAUUACAUGGUGGUGUAAUGGAGGCGUGUGGUGGUAUUUUCUGCGGCUCUGCUGAUGGAUUUUUAAAUGAAUUCUCUGUCAAAUGAUGUGAAAUUAGCCGGACUAAUAACAGGCUCUGGAGACUACCAGUAGCAGCGCUCGGCUUUAUAUUUCUAAUGUGUGUGUUUGCAUAAAUUAGUGUGGCUGUCUGCAAGCAAAUUCACAAGUCAACCAGUCCUUAAAAUAAUGCACCUCGAGAAUUAAAUACCUCCUAAAAGCAAUUCAAUAUUCAUAACACGCACUGAUGCAAACAUAUUUGUACUAACACUCCCAGCCCUUCUGCUGCCUAGAUACAAACAAACACACCUCUCAGUGGUGUUGCGCGGAUGUCAAACAUUACAGUUCCUGAAUUUAACUGACAAGAUUCAACCGAUUCCACAAAUGCCAGACUUCUCAAUUAUUUGGAUGUCUUGAACCUGGAAGUGAUCAAUGCUAAAUUGAAUAUUUCGCCACCCUGACCACCAGUGAAAGUAGAUAAAUAAUUAGCUCACAUAGUAAUGACAGUAGGAAAGGAAGCGUCACAUCUCCCUGUUAUGCAGUGAACGAGCAGAAAAUAUAUGACAGCCUACUUUCCCCAAACAUCAAUACAGCUUUGAUGGACUAAUCAAAGCACACAAAUAAAGUUGAACUGUCCCGGCAUUUUUGCUCCAUUACCUCUGAGAAUGAGACCCCCUUCUGAACGAUGCGUCUAUACUAAGCAGUGACACUAUGUAAGUACGAAACUGAAACGUCUUCUCGCUCUCCCAAGCCCCCUGUACUCCUGGCUUUAUCAAUCUGUAUUAACUACUGGAAUUGUAUGAGUGUUUUCAACCAGCUGUUGCAAAAUAAUGUUAAGUUCCCUCACUCGUCCAACCACCUUUUCAUCUCGUCUUUCUUCUCAACAGUGUAAAUGUUCACAUGUCAGAUGGUGGUUUCCUCCAAUGCAAUAAUGUACUGAAUCGCAGUGUUUCUCUGUCUUAGCCAGCUGUUAUUGUAACAACCAUGUUUCUGACAAUGUACUGCUGUUAUUGUCUGGGGUUAAAAAAAAGAAUAAAUGGGAGGAAAAAAAGCACAUACUCUGUAA